Messenger RNA from Hibiscus syriacus, 2677 nucleotides. RefSeq names its product receptor-like protein 33. Bases 1 to 2571 code for a protein of 856 amino acids. NCBI's taxonomy places the organism in Eukaryota, Viridiplantae, Streptophyta, Magnoliopsida, Malvales, Malvaceae. Gene Ontology annotation, molecular function: protein binding. The transcript has 3 exons. The record is from RefSeq and is a predicted model, not a curated record.
AUGAAACCAUCCUUAAUGCCGUCGUAUUUUCUCCUCUUUUUCCUCUUCUUUGCUUGUGAUUCUUGUGCUCAAACAAAGCCGUCGUGCCCUCGAGACCAAAGCCUUGCCUUAAUCCAAUUCAACAGCUCCUUUUCCGUUCAGUGCUCCGACGCUUUGUCGACGUGUGGUGUACGGAACAUUACAUUGUCGUGGAAGAGAGGAAAGGACUGUUGUUUGUGGGAUGGGGUUAAGUGUGAUACUGAAACAGGGAACGUGAUCGGCCUUGAUCUUACUUGCAACUGCCUUGUCGGCGCUGUGCCCUCUAACAGCACUCUCUUCCGCCUCCGCCACCUGCGGGAGCUUUCCCUUUCUUUCAACGAUCUCCAGUCCUCCCCGGUGGCAUCGGAGUUCGGCGAUCUUACGUCUCUGGAGAUAUUGUAUCUUUCCGAUUGCAAUUUAACAGGUACAAUUCCAGCAUCUCUUGGUAACCUCACACAACUCAAGACUUUAGCUCUUUCACAUAAUCGACUCAGUGGUCUUAUUCCGUUCUCAGUUUUCAACCUCCCACAAGUUGAAUUUCUAGAUUUUUCGUAUAACAACUUGCUUGGUUCUCUUCCUUCUCAAGUUACCGGGCUUUCUCGAGUUGUUGAUCUGUUCCUUGAUCACAACUUCGUCAGUGGCAGGGUACCCUCCUGGUUGUUUUCUCUCCCAUCUUUAAGUAGGUUGGUGCUUAGUAACAACAAGCUCACCGGUCCGAUUCCCGAUCCAGUUUCCGAACUUGUGAACCUUACUCUUCUUGAUCUUUCUUCAAAUAAUUUGAGUGGCACCUUUGAAUUGGACCAACUAUCAGGGUUCGGUAAACUUGGGCAACUCUAUCUCUCGGGUAACGCUUUGCUAUCAUUCGCCAGUGCAAGCAAUGCCGAUUACUCUUUGCCGGAUCUUUCGAUAUUAAACCUCUCUUCUUGCAACACAAGUGAGUUCCCGAAUUUUGUAAGAAAUCUACCAGGCUUGGUGACUCUAGACCUUUCUCACAAUAAAAUCCGAUUCAUCGACGCCGAUAUGUUUGUAAACCUUAAAAACCUUCAAGAACUGGAUCUUUCACACAACAGUCCACUAUCGUUCAGCAACAUCAACAACCUUACUCUUGUCUUUCCCCUUCUUCGUACAUUGUCCAUGUCUUCUUGUAACAUAACCCAACUUUCAAAUUUCUUGACAACUCAAGAGAGUUUGACUAGUUUAGACCUUUCAAACAACAGCAUUCGAGGCCGGAUUACCGAACAAGAAAACAACUGGGGAAGCAACCUGGAAGUCCUUCAUCUUUCAAACAACUUGUUGACAGCUAUAGAAUAUUAUCCAUGGAAGAAUGUUGAAACGCUUAAUCUUGGUUCCAACCUGCUAGAAGGGCCACUUCUAGUCCCACCAGUUUCCACACAAAUCUUCUUAGUCUCGAACAACAGAUUGAUUGGAGAAAUUCCAUCUUCAAUAUGCAACAUUGGGUUUGAUUCUAAUAUUCUUGACUUGUCCCGUAACAACUUGAGUGGAGCAAUUCCAGAAUGUUUGGGCUAUGCAAAACUUAAUAGUUUGUAUUUACAUAAGAAUCAUUUUCAUGGAAACAUCCCUAAUUUUUGUGCUGAUGAUCGCAUGUUAAAUACACUUAACCUCAACGACAAUGAUUUCGAGGGCUCAGUACCUAAAUCCUUGGUUAACUGUGAGAAUUUGGAAGUGUUGAAUCUUGGAAACAACAAGAUAAAUGACACUUUCCCCCACUGGUUAGGAACUCUUCCUCGGCUACAGGUUCUUGCCUUGCGCGCCAACCAUUUCCAUGGUCAAAUAAGUCCAUCGGAAAACGGGUCACAUUUCUCGACCUUACGAAUCUUGGACCUCUCCCAUAACGAGUUCUCUGGACUUCUCCCAACAUCAUACUUCAAAAGUUUCAAAAGUAUGAUGGAUUUGUCUCAAGUUCAGAUGGGAUAUAUGAAUUCUUACUUUGAAGAUUCUUUGGUUAUCGCAAUGAAAGGUGUGGAGGUCGAACUCAAGAGAAUCCUCACUAUUUUUGCAACCAUCGACAUGUCGAGCAACCGAUUCGAAGGAACAAUUCCAGAAACAGUUGGAAACCUUGUGUCUCUCAACGUGCUCAACUUUUCUCAUAACCACUUAACCGGCCAAAUUCCUUCAGCAUUAGGGAAUUUGGCAACACUUGAGUCAUUAGAUCUCUCCUACAACGUGCUAGUUGGGAAAAUUCCUUCACAGUUGACUGACUUGAACUUUCUUGCGGUGUUAAACCUGUCAGAGAACCAGCUUGUUGGGCUCAUUCCUCAGGGAAAACAAUUCAAUACCUUCAUGAAUGAUUCCUACGUUGGCAAUCCAGGCUUGUGUGGGUUUCCAGUUUCGAAAAGUUGCGGCCGCAGUGAACCACCACCAGCAACUUUUGAUGAACAAGAAGCUGAUUCUGAGUUCGGAUUGGUUUGGAAAACCGUGAUGAUGAGUUAUGGAUGUGGAGUGGUGUUGGGAUUUUCAGCAGGAUAUAUAAUGAUGGAAAUUAGGAAGCCAAAAUGGCUAGUUGGAAUGGUUCAAAGAGCAGGCUAUCAUUGAGGAAGAUGGAUAAUUGCUCAUCGGUGCCAGGUUGUAUUCUGUUUUUAAAUGUUUGUAUUUGGUUGGCCAUGUGAGUUUUGAUGAGUCAAGUCUUGGGUCAUAUUAU